This is a messenger RNA of Tachysurus vachellii, 4484 nucleotides long. RefSeq names its product eukaryotic translation initiation factor 4E nuclear import factor 1 (gene eif4enif1). The coding region runs from base 723 to 3611 and encodes 962 amino acids. The record is from RefSeq and is a predicted model, not a curated record. NCBI's taxonomy places the organism in Eukaryota, Metazoa, Chordata, Actinopteri, Siluriformes, Bagridae. Gene Ontology annotation, molecular function: mRNA binding. Gene Ontology annotation, cellular component: nucleus; cytoplasm. Gene Ontology annotation, biological process: negative regulation of translation. The transcript has 19 exons.
GCUGAGCAACUGGAGAGAGAAAGAGACAGAGAGAGAGAGGAAAGAGUGAGAGAGAGAGAGAGAUCUCUUAUUAACAAAGUGAUAUUAGCCCGAGGUACAGUGAUGGUUCCGGUCAGCUUGCACUGAAGCGACUGAACUCACUAACCUGUUUAACCCAACUAACGCAGCCUCACUGCCGUGUUUUAGUAGUUAAACGCGCUUUUUGAGCACAUAAUGGUUAGUUAUGAAGAAUAACAAUUUAACUAGCUAGUCGGCUAGGUUUGGGAUUGUUUCCGAAAGCUUGUAAGCUUAAGGUACAAACGCAUCAAUAUCGUAAUAGCAGUAGUUUCACUGCUCGUUUUUGUGUGUAACGAGUGAAGUAUAAGCCGGAUGACUUGCUUUAAGGACAAAAAUAAAUAAACGCCACUAGUUUAGUUAGCUUGGCUGGAAAAUCUCCUUCGCUAGCUCGUUAACGCUGUAAACGUUUUAUCUGAACCGUACAUAUUAUUAGUGUCCCGUAGUUCGGUAAACAAUACAGAUAGUUAAAAUCGAAUCUUCGGUAGAGAACGUUCACCGCGUUCAGCUGAAUCGAACCGACACUUGUGUAAAGACUCGGCGUUUGCUGUAAAAGUUAGCUAAUUGUAGCAUCGGCGGAGUGAGGAGUUACUCAAGGGGGGUUUGUCUAGAAGCAGGUACUUGGAGUGUCCAGGUCAGAAGCCAUUUUUUUGCCUUCUGCCUCAGUCAUGGAAAAAGAUGCCUGUAUAGAGGAGCAGGAAAAUGGAAAUAAAAUGAUCCACACUGUGAAGACUUCUCUACCGACUUCUGCUUAUAGAUACACAAAGGAGGAGCUUUUGGAAAUCAAAGAGCUACCAAUUUCCAAUGAGAGACCAGAAUGCCUGUCUCAGAAAUAUGACAGUGAUGGGGUGUGGGAUCCUGAAAAAUGGCAUGCGUCACUGUAUCCCUCAGAAUGUGACUUACCAGGGGAGGGAUACAAGAGAGACUAUGCUGAGGAUAGACCUCCACUAAAACGUAGAAUUGCUGACCCACGAGAGCGAAUUAAAGAGGAUGAUUUGGAGGUAGUUCUUAGCCCCCAGCGCCGUAGUUUUGGAGGUGGCUGCCAGGUAGCACCUGCUGCCCUGACUCGGCGUCCAAUCAGCCCUCUUGAGAACAAAGAGAAUGAGUCUCUUCGUCUUGGGGGCACACGGCGAAUUGGAAGUGGUCGCAUCAUGGCGGCGCGUGGGUUCGAGAGGGAUAUGCGGGUGGACAAAGAAAGGGACCGUGAAAGAGAGCGUGACUUUAAGGAUAAGAGAUUCAGGAGGGACUUUGGUGACAAAAGAGUGUUUAGUGAGAGGAGAAGGAAUGACUCUUAUGCUGAAGAGGAGCCAGAAUGGUUUUCUGGUGGACCCACAAGCCAGUCAGAAACCAUUGAGCUUAUUGGCUUUGAUGACAAAGUCUUAGAGGAUGAUAAACGAAAACCCAAGCGCUCAAGAAAGAGGACAGAGUCUAUAAAAGAAGUUGAGUGCAAUGGUGGUCUUUCUGAGGAGGCACAGGUGGUCCAAGAGCGAGGAGCUGAUCAGGAGGUCCCUCAUCCAGACAUUCUACCUGAACAAACAGCUGGGGACUUUGACUUCAAUGAGUUCUUUAAUCUGGAGAAGACCAUGCCGGGCUUGGCUUCGAUGAUUGAGGACGUACUUGGUGAAGGGCCAGUCACAGCCAGUAGGUUCAGCCGUUGGUUCAACAGUAAUCAGAGUCCCUCUGGUAGCCGCUCCAGCAGCUUGCGCUCCACCCCACAUGAAGAGCUUGAGAAACUCGCAGAUCCAUCCAGUAGUUCUCCUAGUCACGGCCCUACACCCUAUUUCACACCAAUUCACUUGGAGGAGCGGCGAGAGAAGGUGGACAUCUUGGAGCUUCUUCAUAAAGCCAAAAUUGACGUUAAACCCCUUCUCACAAGCUUAAAUGCAAACAAGGCUCGUCUCAAGGAGAGCACUAACACUGGGGUGGUGUUGUCUUUGGAGGAAGUGGAGAGCGGUUUAAAGGGGCUGAAAGUUCAGAGUGGGCAGUCUCAGUCAGCCACCAGGCAGCUGCAGGCUCAGGGCAGAGGAACUCCUUUCAUGGCCGAGCACCUGGAAGAAGCUCUUACAGGAGGCACUGGUGUCAUGGCCCGGCCCCGUGAUCCUGAUAUGUCUGCGUUCAACAAGCUGGUGAGCAGUAUGAAGGCAAGUGGAACCCUGCCCACCCAGCCCAAGGCCAGCACAAGCAGCCUGCAGCAUUCUGCAGAUCCUGCCAUCCUGAGCACCCUAAAUGAGGCACAGGUACCGGCCAUACAGCAGAAGAAUAUAUUCCAGGAGUUGUUGGGUGUUCGGGGAGCUCCACGGGCAGGUUCUCCACUGUUGAGUGGUCUGUUAGCAAACCCUGAAGCGGCACCUGCUCCAGCACCUGGCCUUUUGCAUCAGCGUGGCUCCUCACCACCACUCUUCUAUGCAGGCAUGCAGACAGGAACAGGCUUCGCUGUUGGCCCACAGCAAAUUCUGGGAGACCAAAUUACUGAGCUGCACAGAGCUUUAAGUCCAGGCCACACCUCACAGCAGUUAAGGGCACUGUCUAUGGGAAUGGACCAGGCAGAAUCAGAUGCGCUAAUGUUCCAGCAGGAUCUGGCGUUACAUGCUCGCCAAUAUCAGCAAGGAUACAACAAACAUAUCCAUGAGAAGGCCUUCCGGAACAGGUUGGGGAAAAUGCCAACAAGGAUUAGUAGAUCCCCUGGUCCUCACAUGCCAGGCAGGAAUUCCCCUGUCACUGCAGUCACUAGUAUGCUGUCUCCAUCUUUCACUCCAACCUCUGUGAUUAAAAAGAUGUAUGAGUCAAAGGAGAAGAGUAAAGAUGAGCCAGUGAGUAGGCCAGGAAGCAAAGAAGACACGGCAAACUCGCAGGAAGACAGUCCUUCCCCUAACUCCUUCCUUGAUGGUGUGGACAGUGGUGGGCCUCAAGCUGGUGGCAUAAAAGCCUGUUCCACCCCUGUAUCUGCUCAGAAUCGCCACUCGAAAGAGGCUGAGCGAGCCAGGCCUAGCUCCACCACAGGGCACCACACUCCUGCUAUGCUGUCCCCAGGAUCCUCCUCUUACCCCAGACCCAUUUACCCAGUACCGAUUUUGUCUCACGUUCCCUUGGUUAGGCCUCCACCACCACAACUGCAUCCUGGUGUAGUACAGAGGAUGAUUGCCCAGGGCAUUCAGCCCCAGCAGCUUGGACCUGCACUCUUACAAACAGGACUUUUCCCCCAGACUGUAGAUCUGGCUCAGCUGCAGGGUCUGCCUCCUGCUCUCUUGGGUCAGCCUCUGUAUCCACUGGGCACUACAGGACACCCACUAAUUCCCCCCAGAGCUGCUGGACCACACAUGCAGUUAGCAGUCAUGCAACAAUUCCAACAGCAGCAGAGACCUAAUAUACACAUGGUACCCACUGGAACCCCACAGUCACAGAGCCACAGCGCACACAGGACAACCCACUCUCAGCGGCGAGCGGGCAGUCCACCUCUAGGCCUGGCUAAGUGGUUUGGCUCAGAUGUGCUACAGCAACCCCUGCCAUCAAUGCCUUCUAAAGUAAUCAGUGUUGAUGAACUGGAGUUCCGCCAGUGAUGACGAUCCUGCAGCCAGUCACAGAGUAAAGCAAGACCUCUCUUCCUCAUGGCCCUGUUUAGUUAAAAAAGUGAACUUUACUUUCUAUGAAAAUGUACAGGUGAUGGAGCUCUGUGUGUUUUAUAUGCUCAGUCACAACUUGCAUUACUGAUAGUUGAUAGGCCUAGAAGUUAAAAGAAAUUCCUUGACUACUUUUUGUGUUUUCCCUGUCAAAAUUGUUCCAUCCAAUUAUAUAGGGAUUUGUUUUUUUUUUAACUCCUUAUUUUUGUUUAUUUGCAGUAAGUAAAUAAUGUAUAGGCCAGAAUUGUACAGACUAUGGGAAUUUUUUUUCCUCCCUGUACAUAGCUUUUUUUUUUUUUUUUUUUUUGGAUGUGUGGAAGUGUUCAAAAUAAGGAAUAGGGCCCCCCCCACCCGGCUGUCCCUUUUUUUCCUUUUCUUUUUUUUUUCUUCUUCUUUUCCCCCCAAUAGGCAGUGGGGUUCUACAUUUUUGCAGCCUUGGAUUUGGUCUAAAUGGGAAUAGCCUGUACUGCUGAUGGCUGGUUUGUAGAACAAGAGAUGUCAACAGGUGUACAAACGACACUUUUGUGUGACCAAUGCACCAUAUCUCAUGGACAAGAGUAGCUGGACCCUGCUGGUGCUGAGCCCAAGUGGGGCUACAGUAUGUAUGUGCCUUUCCCCCCUCCCCUUUCUUCCUUUAUAUCCUCUCCCCAACCUUCACUUCCUCCCCCCAACCAGUCACUAAGAGAGAAGCACUGCAUUGAAUCACGUUUCGUUUUAGGGUGGCAGGGGUUGAAUUCAAGGAAUUGUGCUACUAAUAAAAGCACAAUAAAAUAAAAUGUUCAAUAAAAAAAUUCACUUUUGUCUUUUGUUAAA